This is a messenger RNA of Patiria miniata (bat star), 2692 nucleotides long. RefSeq lists its product as uncharacterized. Bases 23 to 2395 code for a protein of 790 amino acids. Lineage: Eukaryota; Metazoa; Echinodermata; Asteroidea; Valvatida; Asterinidae. Gene Ontology annotation, molecular function: zinc ion binding. The transcript has 5 exons. The record is from RefSeq and is a predicted model, not a curated record.
GGCUCUGAAUUUUUUAACGAAAAUGGAAGAAAUAUCCAAAGGCAAAGACACCGGUGAAGUUACGGAACUUCCGGAGGUUGACAUAAAGUGGUGUGAAUUUUGCCCAUCCAGUAGACAGGAAGGAACCCUUCAGACCCUCAAGGAGACUUUGCCUCAAGGGUACCAGUACAUUUGCUGUCAGCAGGAGACCACCAAAAACAUCCCCCGUGUGGAUUUCCGAGUGAACGUCAAGGACGAACAUCUGGCCAAAGAGUGGCUGGUCAAGUACCAGGAGACAACACUGGCGACAUGGCGAACGGCAAGGACGUAUCCCAACCGUGGCAGUAGGACGUUGUGUCGUCUGGAAAAGAGAUGUCAGCACAUGACCUGUCCACGAUCCAAAUCAGCGGACCAGCGAAAAGGCUCCAAGAAUACCAACUGCCCAGCGGUGCUCACUGCCAUUGUCAGGAGAACAGAGUUCAAGCGGCAUAACGGCAAAGACAGAACAUGCAGAUCUGAAGAUCACCAUCUCCCCCAGUGGCCCAUGACGGUAGUCCUGAGGCAUGACCACAACCACCCGUUGAAGGCCGCCGAUGUUCUCCGGCACCGAGAUGUAUCUAAGCAUGUACGCAAGAAGCUCAUCAAGCUCUUCCUGGCAGGCCACUCGCCCACCAGUGCCCUGAACAUGCAUCAGUAUGACCUGCAGAUGGAGCAUGGAGACAAUUACGUCUUUCUGAGUGGAGACAGACAUCACAAUCCUGAUCUCAACUUCACCUGGAGGCUCUACAAUCAAACUUUUGUGAAGGAAAAAAGCAACCGAGCGAGGCUGAAGUACGUGCCUGAGUCAAGGGAGGUCACUGAAGAGACACUGGGCAAAAAUAAGGACAAGAAGUCAUUCACUGUCAGCUCCAACCCAGAGAUGGUGAAGAUGAUGAAGGAGAAGAUUGACAAGUACAAUCUGGAGAAUGGAGACUGUGUCCGGAUGAAAGUAGAGGGGAAUCAGCUGGUGAUGGCUAUCAUCACUCCACUGAUGAAGCGCACACACGCCCUGGUGAGGUAUGCUGGGGAGAUGGUCUUCAUGGAUGCCUCGGGCAACAUGAGUCGGCACAACACUCACGUGUACAUGAUGAUGACACCCAGCUUUGCCGGCGGCCUGCCCCUGGGUGCCUUCAUCACCACAGGCGACUCAAAGCCCCUUGUCCACUCAGCCAUCCAGCUCGGCCAAGAGAUCCUGGGAGACACUGCCUUCUACGGACGAGGCAUGGCAGGUCCUGAAGUCUUCUUCACGGAUGACUUGGACGCCGAGAGGUCUGCCCUGGGUGCCGUUUAUCCCCGGUCCACUCUCAUUCUGUGCAUCUAUCAAGUCCUGCAGGCCUUUUGGAGGCACCUGUUUGACCCCAAGGUUAAGAACCAGAGAGGUGAUGGGCCCUACCUCUUCCAGUUGAUGAAGUCCAUGCUGUAUGCAUCCUCAGAUACGGAGCUGGAAGCUGCCUAUCAGAGUAUUCUCCACGAUGAAAUUGCGGACAAGUACUCAUCAGUGAAAUCUAUGUAUCUCAGGAUGUAUGAGAGAAGAACAGAGUGGGCACUGUGCUACCGGAAUAAUUUGCCCCUGUGUGGCAACAACACAAGUAACUUUUGCGAAUCAGCCAUGAGGAUCCUGAAGGACAAGAUCUUUCAUCGAGCCAAGACGUACAACAUUGUCCAGCUGGUGGAUUUCCUCCUGACCAGGAUGGACCAGUACUACCAGAAACGUCUCCUGGAUGUUGGCCACAACAGGCUGAAUGAGGCCUUAGGGUCCCGGUAUGUCUCGAGUGGGGGUACUGCUGCGUGUACCCACAAAGAACAGAUCAUCAGGGAGUCUGCAAUGAUAUUCCUCAUCCCCAACGAGAAAUCCACAGAGCAACCUUACAGAGUGGACAUGACUGUCGGGCUUUGCACCUGCCGUGUGGGAAGCACAGGAGGACCUUGCUGCCACCAGAAGGCAGUCCUGACAGGAUUCUACAUCCCCUCCUGGAACUUCAUCAGUGUGAAUGACGAAGCCACGAGCAAGCUCCUCUUCGAGAUUGCAGGAAGCGUAGAGGAGGAGGAGAGUACUCCAUCGCGAAAGCGUCCCAGGGAGGACGACAUCUCUGAAACAGAUGACUUUGAUCAAGCUCCUUCAGAGUUCGACGAUACUCCGCUGGAAGCAAGAAAGCUUGGCACAGGAGCUAAACAGAGGAAAAUCAAAGCAGUAUCUCCAAAGGUUAACCAGAAAAAGGUGCUGGCAGAUUUGGAUGCCUUUGUCACCAGGAUCAAAUCUGGGUACCUGAAGAACCCUUGCGUGUACAAGGAUGCGUUAGAGGACUUUGUCCACCAGACAAAGAAGUUAAAAACAGAUGCUGAGUUGGUUUGUGCCUUAUAUACUUUUGGAGACUAGACUCAUAUGGUAUCGUAGGACAGAACACCUACAUGAAUGUGUACAUAUUCUUUGUCAGUUUGUCACUUUUCCGAGGUCAUUCUAAGGCAAAAUGUGGAAGACGUGUAUAUAUGUAAAUCACAAUUCAGAAAUGUAUGACUUUGCCACAAUUCAAAAUGAAUUUUUGCGCAACCAUUGAGCCAAUGCAGAACACAAACGUUUCAACAUAAAAUAUUUUUUAUUUUUGGGAUGCAUGUAAAUUUAGUUUAUGAAUUUCCUUUUUCCAUAAUUCUUUUUCGUUCUCUUUUGUUGCUUCAA